Molecule: messenger RNA, 1332 nt
Organism: Echinococcus granulosus
Lineage: Eukaryota; Metazoa; Platyhelminthes; Cestoda; Cyclophyllidea; Taeniidae
Product: Homeobox protein vnd
Exons: 3
Coding region: 1-1332 (443 amino acids)
Biological process (GO): regulation of transcription by RNA polymerase II; cell differentiation
Cellular component (GO): nucleus
Molecular function (GO): DNA-binding transcription factor activity, RNA polymerase II-specific; RNA polymerase II cis-regulatory region sequence-specific DNA binding
Source: RefSeq, a predicted model, not a curated record
AUGGGACAAAAAGAAAGGAGAAGCAAAGUGGAAGCAAAUUUUGUAUCAAAUUACAGAGGUGCAUUAAAUACGAGGAACCGACUUCUCCCCAGCGGAGGCGCAAACUUAGAGUCCCUACCCUUACCAUUAUUAUCGUUGUUGCCGGCCCUGCAACAACAAAUGGAGCAUGCGAUACCUCCUGCACCACAAGAAGCAGCACAGGCAGACUCUCGCAUAUCCCAACCUCCAAUAUUUCCCGGGUCCAGUUCUCUCCUUCUGCACUCUCCACAAAAUGUUGAUAAAGAAAAGCAAUUGCAAAUGAAUCCCUCUCCAGUAAAACAUCAGAGGAAUACAGAGACUACGUCUGAGGAACAGGAUAUCCUGGCGGCACUACCAGUAUUUCCCCCACGAAGCCCGAUCUUGACAAGCACUCCGAAUCCUCUGCUACAUCAGCAAUCCUGCAUGGACUUGUCUUCUUCAUCAACACGUCAAAGUGAAAAAUUAAAUGAACUCCAAACUGCAAACAUGUUGCCGCUCUUUCAAACGCCGAACCCUCUCCUACUUGACACUACCUCAAAGUUACGUCAGCAACUCUUGCAACCGUUGCCGCAGGAACCGAUCCCAUCACCAAAAGCUUGUCAUCAACUUCCAUCAAACCUCCUCUCACUCCCAAAUUACUUUCUUUUACAGCAGCUUGCUGCCGCAACUUCUAUUCCCAAUUCAGGGAACGUCUUCACCCCAUCAGCAGAACAGCAGAAGGAAAGGGAGAUGGACUCCGAAGCACAGAAACAAGGCAGACGUCGGGUUCUCUUUAGCACAUUCCAAAUCAAUGAGAUGGUUAAACGAUUUGAAAAGCAGCGCUAUAUCAGUGCAGAGGAACGCGAAGAAAUCGCGCGUCAAAUUAACUUGACGCCGACCCAGGUCAAGAUAUGGUUCCAGAAUCACCGCUACAAGACGAAGAGGGCUGGUGAGUACAUUCCAGAUGAUGAGACGUCUGUAACACAGCCAAAGAUUCGUGCCAUAGCAAAGGAUCCUCCACCAACUAACUCAACAGAUAUUCGCCGUAGUGAAAGCCUCGGAAAUUGUGAAAGUUCUCAACCGCAACACAAACCUCAACAAUCAGCGUCAACUUCAUUAUCACCGUCGAAACAGGCGUCUUCACAGCAAGACGAAAUGUCAAAGCAAAAGCAGCUACUUAAGGCGCUGGCGGAUUUUCUCCAAAUUCAGCUUGGUGGUAAUAAAGAAGCAAAAAAGGACGAUGAAGGCGAAAACAUUGAAAAAUCAGAAGAAAGCAAAAAGGAGGAGAUGUCAAAGCAAGUUAUCCGAUUUCUAUAUGAAGCUUCUGCAGAAUAA